GGGGCGAGAGGGGGAGGGGGAGCUCCGCACGAGACCGAGCGGCCCGGGUUGGAGCGCCCAGCCCCGCAGCGGAUCAUGGUGCAGCAGGCCGAGAGCUUGGAAGCGGAGAGCAACCUGCCCCGGGAGGCGCUGGACACGGAGGAGGGCGAAUUCAUGGCUUGCAGCCCGGUGGCCCUGGACGAGAGCGACCCGGACUGGUGCAAAACGGCGUCGGGCCACAUCAAGAGGCCGAUGAACGCGUUCAUGGUGUGGUCCAAGAUCGAGCGCAGGAAGAUCAUGGAGCAGUCUCCGGACAUGCAUAACGCCGAGAUCUCCAAGAGGCUGGGGAAGCGGUGGAAAAUGCUGAAGGACAGCGAGAAGAUCCCGUUCAUCCGGGAGGCGGAGCGGCUGCGGCUCAAGCACAUGGCCGACUACCCCGACUACAAGUACCGGCCCCGGAAAAAGCCCAAAAUGGACCCCUCGGCCAAGCCCAGCGCCAGCCAGAGCCCCGAGAAGAGCGCGGCGGGCGGCGGCGGCGGCGCGGGCGGCGGCGCGGGCGGCGCCAAGACCUCCAAGGGCUCGAGCAAGAAAUGCGGCAAGCUCAAGGCCCCUACGGCCCCCGCGGCCGGCGGCGCCAAGGCCGGCGCGGGCAAGGCGGCCCAGCCCGGGGACUACGGCGGCGCGGGCGACGACUACGUGCUCGGCAGCCUGCGCGGGAGCGGCGCGGGUGGCGGCGGCGCGGGCAAGACGGUCAAGUGCGUGUUCCUGGACGAGGAUGACGAGGACGACGAGGACGACGACGAGCUGCAGCUGCGGAUCAAGCAGGAGGCGGACGACGAGGACGAGGAGCCGCCGCACCCGCAGCUCCUGCAGCCGCCCGGGCAGCAGCCGCCGCAGCUGCUGAGACGCUACAACGUCGCCAAAGUGCCCGCCAGCCCCACGCUGAGUAGCGCGGCCGAGUCCCCCGAGGGCGCGAGCCUCUACGAAGAGGUGCGGGCCGGCGCGACCGCGGGCGCCGGGGGCGGCAGCCGCCUCUACUACAGCUUCAAGAACAUCACCAAGCAGCACCCGCCGCCGCUGGCGCAGCCCGCGCUGUCGCCCGCGUCCUCGCGCUCCGUCUCCACCUCCUCGUCCUCGUCCUCGUCUUCCUCGUCCAGCAGCAGCAGCGGCAGCAGCAGCAGCAGCAGCGGCGGCGAGGACGCCGACGACCUGAUGUUCGACCUGAGCUUGAAUUUCUCCCAGAGCGCGCACAGCGCCAGCGAGCAGCAGCUGGGGGGCGGCGCGGCGGCCGGGAACCUGUCCCUGUCUCUGGUGGAUAAGGAUUUGGAUUCGUUCAGCGAGGGCAGCCUGGGCUCCCACUUCGAGUUCCCCGAUUACUGCACGCCCGAGCUGAGCGAGAUGAUCGCGGGGGACUGGCUGGAGGCGAACUUCUCCGACCUGGUGUUCACGUAUUGAGAGGGGCGCCCGCUUCUCGCUCUUUCUCUCGGCGGGUGCAGAGCAGGGUUCCUUGGGAGGAGGUCGUGGUGGUCGUAAGGAGGAGGGCGGGGGGGGAGGAGGUGUCGAUGGUGGUGGCGGUAGGGUGGAGGGGAGAGAAGAAGAUGCUGGUAUUGAUAUGAUGUCGUGACACAAAGAAAUUGGAAAAGAUGAUGAAAAUUUUGGUGGAGUUAAAGUGAAAUGAGUAGUUUUGAAACAUUUUUCCUGUCCUUUUUUUGUCCCCCCUCCCUUCCUUGAUCGUGUCUCAAGGUAGUUGCAUACCUAGUCUGGAGUUGUGAUUUUUUCCCCCUCAAAUGUGUUUUUGUAAUUACUAUUUCUUUUUUUCUGAAAUUCGCGAUUGCAACAAAGGCGGAGGGGCGGGGCGGGGGAGGGGAGGGAGGACCCGCUCCGGAAGGCGCUGUGUGAAGCUGGUCGGGCUUUGAAGUCUGGAAGACGCCUGCGGAGGACCCUUUGGCAGCGCGACUGUUAACGCUAGGGAGUUGGUUGGAGAUGUGUUUUUUUUUUUUUUUUUCCUUAAGAGAUCUUAAAGAACUGGUGUUUUUUUUUUUUUUU
Orcinus orca (killer whale) is the source of this 2025-nucleotide messenger RNA. It is a transcript of the gene SOX11, whose product is annotated as SRY-box transcription factor 11. The record is from RefSeq and is a predicted model, not a curated record. Gene Ontology annotation, biological process: negative regulation of transcription by RNA polymerase II; neuron differentiation; anatomical structure morphogenesis. NCBI's taxonomy places the organism in Eukaryota, Metazoa, Chordata, Mammalia, Artiodactyla, Delphinidae. Bases 76 to 1434 code for a protein of 452 amino acids. The transcript has a single exon. Gene Ontology annotation, molecular function: DNA-binding transcription activator activity, RNA polymerase II-specific; RNA polymerase II cis-regulatory region sequence-specific DNA binding.